Messenger RNA from Anarrhichthys ocellatus (wolf-eel), 4800 nucleotides. RefSeq names its product prominin 1 b (gene prom1b). NCBI's taxonomy places the organism in Eukaryota, Metazoa, Chordata, Actinopteri, Perciformes, Anarhichadidae. The record is from RefSeq and is a predicted model, not a curated record. Gene Ontology annotation, molecular function: cholesterol binding. Gene Ontology annotation, cellular component: apical plasma membrane; cell surface; cilium. The transcript is spliced from 30 exons. Bases 548 to 3271 code for a protein of 907 amino acids.
UAUAACUUCUACAGUCAUGUAGUUAUGUACAGGGAGAUAUUCAAGAAAUACUCAAGUACCUCAAAACAGUACUUUGGUGAAUGUACUUAGUUACUUUCCAUCGCUUGUAUAGCUAACAUGUAACGGUGUCGCGCGCCACAGAAGCACCCGGCCGAGCUUUCAGCGAGCACGAGCGCUCUUGGGUUUUUGACGUGCACGCGGGAUUAGGCUACUCACAGCCGGGGCCGGUGAGAGUGAGGACAGGACAGCGGGACAACGAGCGCAUCCUUCCGUCCAUUGGUCCGCUUCAAACUGUCGAAAAAAAAAUGUCUGCGAUGAGUCCGUACCGAGAAACCAGGAGCUGACGGCUGCUCGAAACCUCGAGCGUUGGAUGUUAAGUUUGAAAGUUUUCCUUUCCCUGCGAGGAUAAAGCACCGAGAGGGACAGGUGUCCUCGCGUCACCAGCGCGUAUCCCCUCUCCAUCCCAGCGCGAGACUGUAGCGCGACCGGGGGCUAGGACUUUUAACUUUUUUAUUUUUGUUACAAAGCUGGACUUUUCUGAGCCAUUAUGUUGUGGACAAGGUGGCUCGUCCUGCUGCUCUGCUGGGGGUCCACGAGCGGCGAGCAGCAGGCGGAUGAGGCGCGCGUGGAGUCCCGCGUGGACUCCCGCAGACAGCGGUCCCCUCCACCGGUAGAACCGCUAGAUUUUGGGUUUGUACCGGCGGCGGUUUAUGAUACCCACGCUUACUACGAACCAGGGGCCGUGGGGAUCCUCUUCCACGUUGUCCACGCGUUUCUCUAUGUUAUUCAACCGAACUCCUUUCCUAAAGAUCUGAUUAUUAAAGUCAUUCAACAAAACAUGGGAGGAAUCAAAAUAGAAGAAUGGAGAAAGCCAGAAAAUGUGGUCCUGUUACUACAGAUGAUCCACUACGAAGUCGGAUUCCUCAUAUGUGCGACCAUCGGUGUCACCUUUUUGAUCCUCACCCCCAUCAUCGGCAUGUGUUUCUGUGUGUGUCGAUGCUGUGAGAACUGCGGAGGGGAGAUGCACCAGAGACAGAGAAAGAACAUCGACUGCCAGAGAGGUUUCUACACCGCGUCGCUCAUCGCCACCUCCAUCUUCAUUGUUCUGGGAGUGCUCAUUGCCUAUGCUGCCAACCAUAAUGUCAGCACACAGAUUAAGAGCACACGGCGGCUCAUCAACACCAACAUGAGAGACCUGAAGACGUUUGCUAACAACACACCUGCUCAAAUUGAUUACCUGACAGCCCAGUACACCACAGCAAAGAACAAAGUCCUAUCAGACCUGGACAACAUUGGACCUUUGCUGGGUGGGAGGAUCCACAGUCAGCUGGAGAAAGAGGUGGUUCCCUCACUGGACACUGCGCUGCGUAUGGCAGGAGCAAAAGUUGAGAAUGCCAUCAAAGCCAUGCGGGAGACCAAAGAGGCCCUAGAGAAUGUCAACUCCUCCCUGGAGGUUCUCCAGGAGGGGACGGGGAUGCUUCAGGCCAGUCUGUCGGGGGAGCGUGCCUCUCUGUCCAACACCUUGUCAGACCCUGCCUGCACUAAUGGAGCUGUGUCUCACACCUGUAACACCAUCCGCUCCACGCUGUCACAGCUGGGAAUCAACGCUGACUUCUCCACGCUGCCAGACGUCACUCGUGCCUUGGAAAAUGUCAAAACAGUCCUGAAAACGGACCUCAGCAACAUUGUACAAAAGGGUUACUCAUCCUUUAAUGAUACACCAAAUCUGGUUAAAGAACAAACUAAAAACAUUGUCUCAGCUCUUCCUCGAGUGAAAGGUAUGCUGGAUAAGAUUGGCAUAGAGAUCAACAGCUUUUCAAAGAUGUUCCCAGUGGAACCUUCUCUGGUCAAUUUCACCAUUUUCCUCAGCGAUGGACAGAAAACGAUAGAGUCCUAUUACCCACAGAUUGACCAAAUGGACUUCUACAGGUGGGUCGGCUGUGUGGCAGUGCUCUGCAUGGUCGUCCUGGUCCUGGCCUUCAACUUCCUGGGGCUGCUGUGUGGCACCUGUGGCUACGAUAAGCAAGCUACACCAACAACACGAGGCUGCCUGUCGAACACCGGCGGCAACCUGCUCAUGGCUGGGGUGGGCUUCUCUUUCAUCUUCGUCUGGGUGCUGAUGGGCAUCGUGACCACCUUGUUUGUUGUUGGUGGCAACGUGGAGAAGAUGAUGUGCGAACCGCUCGCUAACCGACAGCUGUUCAAGAUCAUAGACACACCAUUCCUGGUUCAUCCUGCCAAGAAGAACUUCCUUCCAGGGAUGCUGUUUCAGAAUCCCAACAUUGACUUGACUUUGGGAAGCAUGUACAGGGACUGCUAUGAGAACAACGGUCUGUACCAUUCUCUGCAACUGGAGACCAUGUUCAACAUCAACUCCUUCCUCAACAGAACUGUGUACAACAGGGAUCUGGCCAAAGUGUUUGAGAGUGUGCAGGUCGACUUGCACGACAUCACGCUGCUUGAGCAGGCCGGCAGAGACAGCCUCAUCAACUUUGCCAACUCUGGAGUUGGAAAUAUCGACUAUGAAGCCUACCUGGCUGAGGUCACUAAGGGAGUCACUCUGGUGGAUCUCCUCUCCUUCUCGACUGACCUGGAGGCUCAGGCCGACCAAACGCCACGUGGUGCUCUGGAGAACGCACUGAAAGGACACGCCAGCAGUAUCAGACAGAUUCACAGAGAACAUGUGGUUCCCAUGGAGCAAGCAAUGAAAUAUGUCAAAGCGCGGAGUACACUGAGCCAGAGUAUCAAGCAGCUGCAGAGGAUGUCCAGCGACCUGCCGGUCAAGGUUACGAAUAUCCUGAGUGCCAUCGAUGCAGCAGAGUACCUCAUCACUCAUAACGCCUCCCAUGUGGUGAAACAGGAAACAAAAGGCUACACACAGAGCUUGGUGGGAUACUUCAAACAGUAUACAGAAUGGGUAAAGAACUCGUUGACUUCAGAGGUGGCCCAGUGUAAACCCAUCAGUAACAUUGUGGACAGCAUGGAGAUAGUAGCGUGCAGCUUCGUAGUCGACUCAGUGAACACAUUCUGGUUUGGACUGGGAGGCUGCUGUAUCCUCCUGAUUCCCAGUAUCAUCUUCUCCAUCAAACUGGCCAAGUAUUACAGGAGGAUGGACACAGAGGACGUCUUUGAAGAUAUGGGUAAUACAGGUAAUCAUGGUGAACAAGUGUGCGAUAUCCACGGAGACCUCGCUGUGGUCAGCUCUCCCUAUUGUGACACCCUGACCCGGUUCCCUCGGGCCUCUGCUCCACCGAGCUACGCCGACUGGUGACCCAAAAGGAACUCGUCGAUGAGUGGACAAGAGAACUGGAACUGAUAUUUCCCUCGUGGAUCUCUGAACUUUCCAGCUUUCCCAUCCAGUUCUUGUAACACUUUCAAGGACCAAAGGGAAGAACAACCAGGAACUGUGUGGUGAGGGAGUCCCACUCCCCGUUACCCCUUCAAGCCAUUUGGCAAGGACCUCAAAUGCCAGCCAACUAUAAUUUAUCUAGUAUUUUCUCAUACACGUUCAUCACGAGCAUCAGCAGUCCUCCUAGUGUGUCGUACUGUACAUCAUCAACUCUAAGAGCAAUAUUCCCGCAAUAGCUACUUUUACCUGUAGAGAAUACAGUUGUUUGUACUUCAGUUAUCAGUUUCUAACAUGGUGACACAUAUGUACAUUUUUUACGCUUUCAAAACUUUUGAAAGUUUUAUAUAUUUUUUUGUUGAUGUUUGUUUUAUAACACAUAAGUAGGAUUUUUUUUAGAAAUAGUCUGACAUUUUGGGGAAAUGCCCUUGUUUGCUGAAGAUACAACUCUUGUGUCUUUUUGUUGAAUACCAGCCUGUUAGCUAGGUUUAGCAUAAAGACAAAAACAAAGUGUAGCAAAUCAAAAUUUUGACCUGAUGAUCUCACCAGAUGAAAAGUCAGGUGAUCACCAAAGUUAUUAGAAUUCAUCCCCAGGACACCGUAAAUCCACCGUAAAUCCACCGUAAAUCCAUCCCAUAGUAGUCUUGAUAUGUAACUGAAAGCCAAAAAUUAUAAACAAAAUGUCCGGGGAUCCACCAAAGUCCUUAAGAUUCAUCCUCUGGGGACCAUAAAUGUCUGUAGAAAAUGUCAUUCAAUCAAUAUUGCCAUCCAUAGAGCCACUAGCAUGGCUGAAAACGACAAUUUACAUGGAGUUAUGCGCUGGACUAUUUCUUAACUGGACUUCUUAUCGGCAUUUUUAUACUUUUUAUUUUUAUUUUUUAUUUUAACAAUUAAACAAACAAGAUAAAUCCUUGUUUAUUGGUGAGCGUUAGAGCUGGUGGUUCGUGGUUUUUGUUCCCUUUGGUCUGAGCCACUCUUUUUCUGUUUCCAGGCUUUAUGCUAAGCUAACUGUUGAUAUGCUGUAGCUUUAUUGUUAGCAUACAGACAAUGAUCGACCUUUUUAGCAAACUUUCAACAAGUAAACGAAAGAGAAAUAUUUCCCAAAAUGUCAAACUAUUCAUUUAAACAUUGAAGAAGGAAACUAACGAUGUGGCAGAGGCAAAGUGUUACUAGCUAUUCAACACACACAUAAGCUACAUACACAUACCCUUACCAGGUUUUAAGACAGCUGACAAACCAGAUAUUGUGUCUUAGGCAUUUCUCGCCAGACCAUUAGUGACAAAUAGUGACUUGUACUUGUGAGAGGGGUUUUUUUCUUCACCAUCCUUUGAUUUGAAAAAUAAAACUCCCAGAGGCCUCUGUGGUGGCAGACGAACGUACACACAUACAAAAAUGAUAACACAGCUGAAGUUUGUGGUGAGGGCACAAAUCUGUGAAUAAAAACUUCAGUCUGA